This is a messenger RNA of Fusarium musae, 1074 nucleotides long. Its product is annotated as putative secondary metabolism biosynthetic enzyme. Bases 1 to 1074 code for a protein of 357 amino acids. The record is from RefSeq and is a predicted model, not a curated record. The transcript is spliced from 2 exons. Lineage: Eukaryota; Fungi; Ascomycota; Sordariomycetes; Hypocreales; Nectriaceae.
AUGAACUCAACAACAUUCUCUCAGUUUAAUGGCGACACAGAGGGUCUUGAAGUCGCCCAAACCUUCUCUGCACAGGUUUCUGGUAAGGUUGUGCUGGUCACGGGAGUGAACCUAGGCGGGAUCGGUCACUCAACAGCCGAAGCUUUGGCAUCGCAGGGGCCGUCGCAUCUCAUCAUCACCGGCCGCUCUCGCACCAAGCUCCAAGAAAGUGUGAAUGCAAUGAAGAGUCUCUACCCUCAGGUCAACUACGUCAUCCUUCAGUUUGACCUCUCAAGCCAACAGUCAGUUCGUGCCGCCGCUGCGGAACUUCUCGGCCUAGAUGACAUUCCGAGGGUCUACCUGCUCAUCAACAAUGCCGGGGUCGCAUUCCUCCCAGAACGCUCGCUCAGCCCAGAGAACGUCGAGAUGCAUUUUGCGACCAAUCAUAUUGGCCACUUCCUUUUCACCAGCCUCAUUUUGCCAAAGCUUAUCAAGGCCUCUGAGGAGAGUCCAAAGGGUGCAACUUGUAUUAUCAAUGUGUCCAGUGGAUCGCCAAAGUGGGCGCACAUGAGAUGGAGUGACAUCAACUUUGAGAAGAAGAACAAGGACCUACCGGAAGGAGAGAGGACCAACUACGAGGUUCAUAGAGCAUGGGGUUCUCCCAAUGUGGAGGAACUAAGCUAUAUCCCCUUGGCAGCAUACAACCAGAGCAAAGUCGCAAAUGUGCUUUUCAGCAUCGGCGCAAACAAGCGAUGGUACGAGCGUUACGGAAUCUUGUCACUGGCAGUGUUUCCAGGGUGGAUUGAGACAGAACUCAGUCGACACAUGCCCUCUGAAGCUCGCGAGGCGAUUUUAAAGGUUGGAAACCAGAGAGGAGUGAAGUAUAAGACUCUUCAGGCUGGAGGGUCAACCACGGUUGUUGCGGCGUUGGAUCCCAAACUCGGGCCGGGUGAGAAACGGGAGGGAAAGGAGAACUACGGUGUAUUUUUGGAAGAUUGUCAGAUUUGUAGCGCUGCGCAUCCAAAGGCUGAGUCUGAUGAAGAGGCAGAGAAGCUUUGGGAACUGUCCGAAAAGCUGGUCAGUGAAAGUGCUUAG